Liolophura sinensis is the source of this 696-nucleotide messenger RNA. RefSeq names its product acetylcholine-binding protein-like. Gene Ontology annotation, biological process: monoatomic ion transmembrane transport. Gene Ontology annotation, cellular component: membrane. The transcript has 4 exons. The record is from RefSeq and is a predicted model, not a curated record. Gene Ontology annotation, molecular function: extracellular ligand-gated monoatomic ion channel activity; transmembrane signaling receptor activity. The coding region runs from base 1 to 696 and encodes 231 amino acids. Lineage: Eukaryota; Metazoa; Mollusca; Polyplacophora; Chitonida; Chitonidae.
AUGGCUACCUUCAUCUUCGUGAUUGGUUUGUUCGUGGCUGGGACGCUGGCAGAUUCAAACGGCCAAGGUGACUUCUACUACGACAUAUCCUCGGUGCACAACCAGCUGUUAGCCGGCUACGACAAGACUGUUCUUCCGAAAGAGAGUCGUGACCACGGGGUAAAAGUCACGGUCGAUUUUACUUUGAUCCAAUUGGACGAAGUCGAAGAGGACGAAGGGGAAGUGUCCGUGACCGUCUGGCUGUCUCAGUCCUGGCACGACUCUCGGUUGCGAUGGGACAGCAAUCUUCAUCACGGCGUGGAGAAAGUGGCUUUUCCCCAGGACGCGAUUUGGAUUCCAGAUCUCACUCUUUACAAUGGUGUUCACGCACCCGAGAAACUGAACGACAACGCCAUUAUCGUAGAACACGACGGUGGGGUCUACUUUGUGUCCGCGCUACACGUGGAAGCCUCCUGCCCAAUCUCUGAGAAUUCCGUUAACGUCACGUGCGUCUUUCGAGUGGGAUCCUGGGUCCAUGACACUUCAUAUGUUGACGUCGAACCCGGUAAGAAGCACAUGGAAGUGUCAGAUCUGUACACCAAUCCGAAAUGGGAGGUGCAGUACAUAGAGGGUGUGCGAAAGGAGAAGAAGUACGACUGCUGCCCAGGGACAUACAGCUCUGUGGAAUUCUCAGUACAGUUUCUCAGGAAAGACUAA